CCGGCACAGUUUUUUUUUUUUAAUGUUUCCCUCCUUUCCUUUUUGGUGCAUUUCUUUCAACGCCAUCAGUCCUAUAGAUAAGCACGCAGAGCCAGAAAGAGAGAGAGAGGGAUGAAAAGAACAAGCUAGGAAGAAAGCAAUGAUAAUGUUUUGUCAUCAUCGUUCUUCCACCAUCACCACCAUGCGCUCUUCGUCUUCUUCUUCUUCUUCUCCUUCUGAACCAUCCUCUCCAUCGCCAUCAUUACACCCACCACCACCAACUCCUUAUUUCUCAUGCUUCUUCUCCUUCAUCAUCAUACCCAAAAGACCAUCAUUACCCUUCUUGGCCUUGUUACCAAGGACCAGAAAAAAGAGGGCCAAGGGAAAAGAAAAAAAAAACAAACAAUAAAGAUCAAGCCCAGCCGGCCCUCCAAACCCAGCUUUAAUCAGCUAAUAUGUAGCUCUAGCUAGCACUCUUUGGUUGCUGCUGCUGAGUUCUCAGUUCUCAUCAGCUCUCAAAUCCCACCUCAUCAUCAUCAUCAUCAAUUGCUACCUAGCUAGUUGAAGAUUUUGAAAGAGAGGAGGACGACUACUCCUUGAUCCGUCCAUCCAUCAUCUCUCUGCGCGCAACAGACAGAUAGAUUAGAUUAGCUGGCUGGCUGGCUGGAGGAAGGCCAGAUUGGUUAAAGCCAAAUCAUCAAAGGGGAAUCAAGCAUCUCGGUCCGAUAUCAACUGUUACUCUUUAUUUCUUUGUUUAUCUACACUCGUAAUACUACUUUGUUUCGAUCUGAUCUGCUGCUUUUUUACUUCCAUAGCUAGAAUCAUCAGUAGUAUACUAGCUAGUUAUAAGUUUCCGCGCUCUUCUGGAAAAGGGUUUGCUGUCUUUAUAUUUCUAUUAAUAUAUUCUGUUUCACUCUUAUCUGUGUAAGUUUCCUCGGUAUGAUCCGCAGCUUCCUGGGUGUAAUAUUAUUGUUUUUUUUGCUUCAUCAAGGAUGGCCGCAGCUUGUUUUUUCUUUGGAGUAGUUAGGCGAGAACGGAUGGAGAGCUGCUAAAGUCUUCAACUUUCAGUUUCUGUCCCUUUCUUUCUUCGCAUUAAUUCAUGUUCUAGCUGUUGUUUUGGGGGUACUCAAAUCUGGGUCUCUUCUUUCUCUCUCGUACUAGCUAGAUCUGUUCAUGAUCCAUCUCUUUCACUAUGAAUGAAUACAAUCAUUAUAUACAGAACCGUAGCUAGUAGUUAAGUUGCUGUUUUUUUCCAGGGCAGAUCUGCAACUUCAUCCAUCUCCAGAGAAAAUAAGCCCUCAGAAUUAACUGAUUAAUCUUUGUAUAUUAAUUAUAUGCAUGCCCAGAUUAGGGUUUUGGAUAUUAGUACUUCUGCUGGAUUUCAUUUUAAUCUUCUCGAGUCAAGAUCAGAGAUCAGAUUACCUUAGUUACCCUAAUUAUAUCAUAAUAAUAAUCUUUGGCCUUACCCCAGCCAAAUAAAGGCGGGUUUCCUUCAAUUAAUUGUCAAGACAAGGAAGACGUAAGUGCCCAUUUAUGCUGUUGUCUUUCCUCUAAUUACCUAGAUAGGUACGCAAAUGCCCUAAUUGCAUGUAUAUAUACGUACGCUUGUGAGGAAAUUAAUUUCUGGUAGCCUGGCCUUCGCCGGCCAUGCUUCAUUGCCAGCAUGCAGUACUAUAUCCAAGUGACAAAUCCCCACAAUUUUAAUUUGGUAAUGUUAGACUUCAAACUAAUGAUUAAAAUACUGUACCGACGGUUCAACCAGCAAAACUUCUUAUCGGAGUCUAAGCUGGUAGGCAGUAUUUAGCGGUUGAACCAUGGUUAAACCACGGUUUUAACAUAAAAUAUCUUAUCGCUGAUGCACGCCACCAUGCAUCGAUGCAUGCCACCAACUUACUUGACAAUCGAGUCCGUAUCGAUCUUCGUAAUCAUUUUUUGCACCAAUCUUGUACAAAUAACUUAUGGCAUAAUAGAUGUUAUUAGUCAUAUAUUAGUACUAGACCAAUAUUUGGAAUUCUAGUUUGAUUGUCAUUUUGAUGUUCAUUGAUCCCGUUACUCUAACCGCGGAUUAAUAACAUGAUUGUUGGUGGAUAUAUAUCCACAAAUCAUUUCAUAACUUAAAAGGAUCUACGAGACACAUGUAUAUGCUAUCUUUAACUUAAACUUGACCUACCAAACAAGCGAUUUCAACCAUUGAACUCUUUUUUAUAUUACCAGGACAUUAUCAUUAGAAACUAAUAAAUUGUUACGAGUAAUCGCAUGGAUCAAUUUUCAAUCCGUAGUUAUAAAGAAGAAGGGAAUGAGGGUCGGGUAUAGUAGGGUUGGUUUGCUGCAAUUUGGGCUAUUCACCCACUAUAUUGCUAGGCCCAAAUCUGUAUAAACGGGCUGGACUCGCUCGCUGCUUGAUAUUUCCCAACAACGAGUGGUGGUGACGCCCUCUGUUGUCAAUAUCAAGAACUCCAAGCAUAAAUAUCACAAAAAUAAAUUCAUAUUCAACAUUGAAAAACAAUAAUCGUAUGCUUGAUCGAAUCAAAUAGCGACACAGUGAAAAAUUCACAUAUAAGGAAAAAGGAAAAUGAAAAGCAAAAAUAAGUAACCAGAACAAGCGCCUGCUGCUACUGUCUCUCCGAGAUUUGAGGUCACUCCAUUUUGUGCUGAGCUGCGAAACUCUUCCGCCAUGGCUCUUCAAGCCGCUUCUUGCAGCUUCGCCGGCGUUUCUUCCUUCGCCUCUCCGCCUACAACAGCUCCCCGUCGUCAUCGCCACCAUGCCCGCACCACCGUAGUUCGCGCCGAAGCUGUGGAUCCCGCUGAUAAGUCGGUCGAGAUAAUGAGGAAGUUCUCGGAGCAGUACGCCCGUAGGUCGGGGACUUACUUCUGCGUGGAUAAGGGAGUCACUGCCGUUGUGAUUAAGGGAUUGGCGGAGCAUAAAGAUUCAUUGGGUGCGCCUUUGUGCCCUUGUAGGCAUUAUGAUGACAAAGCUGCAGAAGCAGGGCAGGGAUUUUGGAACUGUCCUUGUGUCCCCAUGAGAGAGAGGAAGGAGUGCCAUUGCAUGCUUUUUCUCACCCCAGAUAAUGAUUUUGCCGGCAAGGAUCAGGUGAUCACCUUGGACGAAAUCAAGGAAGCAACAGCCAAUUUCUAAUCUGAUUUGCUCAGGGAUAUCGAUAUGUGAGUAAUGUGAAAAAACUGACCACACUUGUCAUUAUAUUGUAUACGAGUAUUGUACUACUGGUUAUGAGAGGAGCAAUGUAGAUUGUAUGGCCACCUAAUGCUUGUAUUCAAUUUCUUCUGCAUCUCAUUCUUUCACCCCCUUUCUUUCGGUUUUGCUCCUGCUGGAAUUGGAUAGGCGCAGUCUGGCAGCCGAGUUCUUGUCCAGUACCAGAAAUGCCAAGUUAUGGUGCCUUUUGCCCUUGGUGGAUGUGAAUAGUUCCUCAGUUUGAUGAGUUCAAACUGAGAAAGGAAAAAUAAGAGAACGACUUCUCUCGCCUCAUUGUACAACAUGAGUUGGAAUACACAAACAUGGACGAAAUUCAAACUUCUGGGCUUGGUUACAUGGAGUUGUCCAUUCUAUACUAUUCAAUACUAGUGCUCCUUGGGUGCAGAUUAGGUGGUUAAACUUGAAAGUUGAGAAAGGUUUAUGUGGGCGGAUUUGUGAUUCAAAUAAAAAGGAAGAUAGUUUUGAGAGACAAAACACAGAAGAAUGAUUUAAGAGAAGUUGCAAUAGAGGAAUAUGAGUAAAGACACUAGGGAGAAUUAAGAUAGAACUUGUCAAAAAACAAGCAAGCCUGAUCUAACAAGAAAUUGUCUGGCCUCUUGGCUAUAUUUUGGUAGCAUCUAUGACCGUUUUCUUAUUGAACUUCUAUUGUUGCACAAUGAAAUUUGUUGUCCAUA
This is a messenger RNA of Linum trigynum, 3864 nucleotides long. The record is from the annotation of a GenBank genome assembly. NCBI's taxonomy places the organism in Eukaryota, Viridiplantae, Streptophyta, Magnoliopsida, Malpighiales, Linaceae.